Messenger RNA from Nycticebus coucang (slow loris), 1245 nucleotides. Its product is annotated as glutathione S-transferase A3-like. The record is from RefSeq and is a predicted model, not a curated record. Gene Ontology annotation, cellular component: cytosol; extracellular exosome. Gene Ontology annotation, molecular function: glutathione transferase activity. Gene Ontology annotation, biological process: xenobiotic metabolic process; glutathione metabolic process. Bases 16 to 882 code for a protein of 288 amino acids. Lineage: Eukaryota; Metazoa; Chordata; Mammalia; Primates; Lorisidae. The transcript has 7 exons.
AAGAUCGCUGACUUCAUGCCUCCUAGUCUAGCAAGGAACUCUGGAGCCUCAGGGCUGUGGGAGUGGCUGUUCCCCAGGGGCCGCCCCUGCAGUGGGCAGAAGUGCCACAGUAUUAAAGCAGCUGCCACACAGGACACACAGAUCAGGAGGUGGCCGGCAGGAGCUGAGCAGAGACCCAGCCAGGACUUAAUCAGAUACCAAGAGACUGCUGUCAUGGCGGGGAAGCCCAAGCUUCACUACUACGAUGGACGAGGCAGGAUGGAGUCUAUCCGGUGGCUCUUGGCUGCAGCUGGGGUAGAGUUCGAAGAGAUAUUUUUACAAUCGGCAGAAGAUCUGGAUAAGUUAAGGAAUGAUGGGAGUUUGAUGUUCCAGCAAGUGCCCAUGGUGGAGAUUGAUGGGAUGAAGCUGGUGCAGACGAGGGCCAUUCUCAACUACAUCGCCAGCAAACACAACCUCUACGGGAAAGACAUAAAGGAGAGAGCCCUGAUUGACAUGUAUGUAGAAGGCAUGGCAGACUGGAAUGAAAUGAUUAUUAUGCUAUUUGUCCAUCCCCGCGAGGAACAAGAUACCCAGCUUGCCUUGCUCAAACAGAAAACGACAGAUCGCUAUUUCCCUGCCUUUGAAAAAGUGUUAAAGAGCCAUGGACAAGACUACCUUGUUGGCAACAGGCUGAGCCGGGCUGACAUUCAACUGGUUGAACUUAUCUAUAACCUGGAAGAGUUUGAUCCCAGCCUUACCACCAACUUCCCUCUGCUGAAGGCCCUGAAAACCAGAAUCAGUAACCUGCCGACUGUGAAGAAGUUUCUGCAGCCUGGCAGCCAGCGGAAGCCUCAUGAGGAUAUGAAAAGCAUGGAAAAAACAUUGAAGAUUUUUAGGAUGUAAUAAAGCAGGCAUGGAAGCAAAGCAAAUGCCAAACCAAUCUAGUAAUAUUUAGCAACAAUGUGAUGCUAGCCUCAUGCUGAUGGAGGCUGUUGUGAAGCUAAUAAACUUUGCAAAUUAUUUGCCAUCAAGCAAAAAAACCUCCCAUGAGCAAACUUAAUUAAAAUUCAUUCUUUUUGGGUGGCGCCUGUGGCUCAAAGGAGUAGGGCGACGGCCCCAUAUGCUGGAGGUGGUGGGUUCAAAUCCAGUCCAGUCAAAAGCUGCAAAAAAAAAAAAAUCAUUCUUUUUCAUUAGGAUCUGAUAUCAGAUUCCCAAUGUCCUGACCUACCUCUCUCUUGGAAUUAAAAACGCAGUACAAAAGGAAAA